AUGUCUCGUGUAAUUAUCAAAAAUUUGCCAUCUAAGUGUUCUGAGGAUGAAAUUCGAAAAUUUUUCAAAGAUUAUCAGCCUGUAACUGAUGUCAGUUUAAAGUUUACAAAAGAUGGAGUCUUCAGGAAGUUUGCCUUUGUUGGAUUCGACUCGGAUGAAAAGGCGAAGGCUGUUAUAAAUAAGUUCAACUGUAGCUUUUUUGGUACCUCUAGAAUUACGGUAAUUUUUCCAGCUUGUUAAAAACCAUUGUUAUUUAGGUAGAAGAAUGCAGUGCAAUUGAAGAAAAAAGUAAGAUUCGACCAUGGAGUAAGUACAGCAAAGGAUCAAAUGCGUACAAACGAAUUCAUGGCGAUGAUAGCGUUCUCGAUAAUAUGGAUGUAAAGAAAUCAAAGAAGGAGAACCAAGUUUUAAACAAGUAUGAAAAGGAUCCACUGUUCGCAGACUUCCUUAAGGUGCGCGGUGUGAAAAUUGAAAAGAAAGCUGAGGAAAACAGCGAAGAAGAUUCUGGCGAAGUAAUUCUAAAGGCCAUCGAGACAUAUAAGGGUGAGUAUCAUUUGAUUUGGAAGUACUUUUUGAUUAGAACUUUGCAACCAGGCUGAUUUUAGGUGAUAAGAAUGUUUCACUGAUAUUCAGAGGACUACCGCUACAUAUCAAGCAGACAAAUCUGAAAGAAUGGCUGAGUCCAAUUAGGAUAAGAAGUUGUUUCUUUGUUCAGUCUUCAACAGAGGCGUUUGCUUUCGUCGAGUUUAAUAGGCCUGCAGAUAUGAAGAAGGCUCUGCAAAGGACGGAUCAAUUUCUGGGUGGUUUUAAGGUACGCCUACCUUUCUAGUUAACGUUUUAUCAUUUUAGGUUCGAAUUUGUAGAUUCCCGGAGGAAAAGAAUGAUACUAAAGAAGGAGAAAAACAUGAGGAAAUUGAUUUUGAAGCGGAAAGGAAGAAAUUAACGGACAAAAUUCUUGAAACUGGGCGGUUAUUUCUCCGGAAUUUACCUUACAUUUGCAAUGAAGACGAUCUCACAUUUCUAUUCAAGAAGUUUGGGGAAAUUGUUGACAUCCAAUGUAUUGUAAACCGACAGACAGGACAGUGUAAAGGCUUUGCUGUCAUUACGUUUAUGUUCCCGGAAAAUGCUCUCACAGCGUAUACUGAAUUAGAUGGGACGGUAUUCAAGGGUAGAAUGUUGCAUAUAUUGCCCGGUGAAGAGAAACCCGAUGUAUCAGAAGACCAAACAAACGAAAAGGUUCUGUCUAAAUUCCAAAAGGAAAAGAACGCUAAACAGAAAGAGAAUUCUGGAAGAGCCUUCAGCUGGAAUACUCUAUUCUUGGGUGCAAAUGCAGUGGCUGAUACGUUGGCAGAGAAGUUAAACAUUCAGAAGUCUCAGUUCUUGGAAGGUGAUGACAAGAAUAGGUGAGCGUUUUGUUGUUAUUAUAAGAAACACUUUAGUGCCGCUGUGCGAAUGAGUUUGGCAGAGACACGUUUAGUGAAUGAAACUCGAGACUUCCUCGUUAACAACGGUGUCUGUCUUGAUGCAUUUUCUCGUCCAGCAUCAAAGAGGUCUGACACUGUGAUUAUUGUAAAGAAUCUUCCCUCUGGUACCGACUCAGAAGAACUUAAACGAAUGUUUGAGAGAUUUGGGGAGGUAAAACGUUUUCUGUUACCUCCGGGUGAGUUCUAACUUGAAUUUAUUUUAUUUUUUAGAGUGCAAAGUGACUGGAAUUGUUGAAUUCAAACUGUCUAGCGAUGCCAAAAAAUCUUUUAAAAACUUGGCUUAUUCGAAGUACAAAACUCAGCCACUAUACUUGGAGUGGGCGCCGAUUGAUGUUUUCAGUGAUAAUGGAAAGGAGAAGCAGGUGGUUGAAGAAAAAAUAACACCUGGGGCCAUCGAUUUAAAUAAGAAAGAGAAGAGAGAGAUUCAACUGAAAAAGAAAUAUGGCAAGAAAGUGGGUCAGGAUGUAGAAGCAAAGGAAGAGUCUGAAGAGGAAGUUAAGGAGGAAGUAGAAGAAGGAGUAAAGCAGGAAGAAGUUGGUGAAGAGGGCGUAAACGUGGUAAGAUAUGCCAGCUAUAAGUUAAAUCUAUGUUUUAGAAUGACGGCAGAACGCUCUUUGUCAAGAACCUGAACUUCGAAACGACGGAUGAGGUUUUAACAAAGUUCUUUGCCAAGAAAUACAAGCUCGAUAAUGCUCAGGUGUCCAAGAAAGCAGAAAAGUCUGAGAGGGCCGGUCUAAUUAGUAUGGGAUUCGGUUUUAUUACGUUUAAGACAGCAGAGGAGGCCGAGAAGGCGUUGAGAAAUCAUCAGGUAAUGCUACAGGAUGAGAUAUAACUGUUUAUAUAGGGGGCUUUGCUCGAAGGACAUGCGAUUGAACUAAAGAGAUCAAGAAGGCAGGAUCCAUUAAAAUCUGCAGAUUCUUUGAAACGGAAAGAAGUCACGACCCUUGAACAAGGAGAAUGCACGAAGAUACUGGUUAGAAAUAUCCCGUUCCAAGCUUCGGAGAAGGAAGUUACCGCUCUUUUUACUGCUUUUGGUGAAAUUAAAACUGUUCGAUUGCCUAAAAAGGUAAGUUAUGUGUAGAGUAUACUGUGUUGAACUGAAAAAGCUACGGGGCUAUUGCGUAUUUUAGAAAAUUGAAAAUUUUUCCGGUUUCUUUUUUUUGCCGGCGUAUUGGCUAUAUGAAGUCGCACUUAAGAAUUUCUGAAAUCUUUUUCAAAUUGACAUGAAAAUUAUUUUUUUAUUUGGGCGAGUGCUAAAUAAGAUCACCUUACGUUCUAUUAUGUUCGAAAAAAUUAAAAAUUCUAUCGAAAAAUCUUAUUUUUUCCGGGCAAAACUUUCUCCCCGGGCCGGGCCUAAAAAUCGAAGCCCGGGGUCGAGCCGAGAAAUUAGUCGGCCCGGGCCGGAGCCAAGCCUAGUCGUCACACGUAUUUUUAACUUAUUGUGACAUUGGAACUUCCGGAAAGUCUUCAGUUUUUUUUGCACAAUGGAUCAGAAGGCCGGUGACAACGCUGUGAGACCACAUUUAGCGACUGUAUGGUGUAGGGCAGUCGCUGCAAUAUCGAUAAAAUCCGAGCGCACUAUUUAAAAAAAGAUGAAAAAGGCAUGCCCCAACUUUCGUGUUGUAGUGCAUUUUGUCAAACUUACAGGGGAAGUACUCCAAGUGCGACGCUCAGAUUUUGAUGAAACUUGGCACUAAUUUAGAAUAAUUUUUUCUAAGAUAUAUGCGAGGAUCCUAGCUCGCGCUUUGCAGAAACAACCGAGAUUUUUAAAUCGAAAGUCGGCGGAAAUUUAGGACUUUUUGCCGAAUUUCGGCACGUAAAGUUUCAUGCCGAUUUCAACCGUAAAGGGUAAUGUUUCUACAAAAAAUCAAAUUUUUCUGUACGAAACUGCCAAAGUUAUGGCCAAAAAGCGCUUUUCUCUCUGACCACUCUCCACAUUUAGCGUGCUCUCUCGGCGGCAAAUAUCGUUCGAUAUCUCGGCGGCGCCCGCAAAGCGCGAGCUAAAACUUUCAGGAAUUGAUAUUUAGUCCAUACCCGACGUGUAUGCAAAAGUUAAAGAAAAUCUCGAUCCCCGUGGAAGAAAAAUUUGUAAAACUGCACAAAACGUCAAGAAAUCGUGUCGAUGAGAAUUGUUAAGUACACGCAGAGUACGAAAAACUGUAUCAAGGGUUAUUCGCGAAUUAGAAAGCAUGUUUUGGAGUUGAUAUUAUUAUCUUGAUAUAGAACUUCUUCUUUCCAAUGCAAAAAUAAUUUUUUGGAUAUCUUGGCUGAGCGCCAAUAAAUCGACAAAAACUUUCCGCGAAUUUCUUGAGACACUCUGUAUUUUAGGUUGCAUCUACAAAACACAGAGGAUUCGCUUUUGUGGAUUUUAUAUCCAAAUUGGACGCCAAAAAAGCUUUCGACUCUCUUGUCCAUUCAACUCACAUGUACGGCAGAAGGUUAGUCCUGGAAUGGGCUAAGGAAUCAGAAACUGUAGACGAAAUUAGAGAAAGAACCAAUAAAAAGUUCAAGUGAGUCAAGUAUUUCAAUAAUUUUUACUUGUUGCAGCAAUACCAACAAAGGAGUAAAGAUGACACGCCGAAAGAUUCGAGGAGCAGUUCAAGAAGGGAUGGACGAAGCGUCAAAGGAGUGA
Bursaphelenchus xylophilus (pine wood nematode) is the source of this 4116-nucleotide messenger RNA. Lineage: Eukaryota; Metazoa; Nematoda; Chromadorea; Rhabditida; Aphelenchoididae. The record is from the annotation of a GenBank genome assembly.